UACACACCAUUUUGCCAACAAAAACAACACGCGGCCUCCUCUUUCCCCGGGCGGCGGCGAUGACUACCCGCAGAGCCAAAAAGCGAAAAUGGCAGGAGGCCGAGUUGGUCGCCGGCGUCUCACCACCGGCGAACGACAAGCGCGAAGUCGGGGAAGGUCCCGAGCUGAUCAGCGACCUCCACGUCGACGUUCUCCGGCGCAUCAUCUCGCUCCUCCCCACCAAGGAUGGCGCCCGCACCCAGAUCCUCUCCACCAGGUGGCGCCCCCUCUUCCGCUCCGCCCCGCUCAACCUCGGCGUCGUUCUCCGCCGCGAAGACGAGCCCGUCCCCUCCAGCCUCGUCUCCCGCAUUCUCGCCGACCACCAGGCGCCCUGCCGCCGGCUCUCCCUUACCUGGUACGGCUACAAAUCUGACUAUGUCUCCCCAUUACUGAACGGCUGGCUCCAGUCACCAGCCUUCAAAGGCCUCUCUGAGUUCGAUCUGUGGCAAAACCGCAAGGAAAUCGGCAAGGAACUUUGGCUAGUGCCAAGGGAGGAGGUUCCAUAUGCACUGCCGCCGUCCGUGCUCCAGUUUUUACCCGCCCUCCACAUCCUCAGCAUCAAGUGCACCGGCUACAUGAUCCAUUUCCCCUCUGCGGCCACAUUGGCCGGCGAUCUACAUUUCCCCAAACUCAAGCAGCUCACACUUAAAGGUGUCGUCGUCUCGGAGGUCGUCCUCCACCGUGUUCUUGCUGGAUGCACUGCACUGGAGAGCUUGGUGCUUAGUGAAUUGGAUGGUGUCCGUGGUGUUCGGGUCAACUCGUCCACCCUUAGGAGGCUAGGUGUGUGGUCUGGUUGGCCAAAUGAACCGGAUGAAUUGUUGCAAGAAGUCAUUGUUGAGGAUGCCCCUCUCCUAGAAAAGUUGUUCCUGUCUGGACUAGAUUGUGACCUAUCAGUCCGUGUGCUUUGCGCACCCAAACUGGACUUCCUGGGUUCUCUGCCAGAAGGGUUCACCAAAGGCAAGCUUGAAACAAAUGUUCUUCAGGGAUUUCUCGCUGUCAAUUUGAUGAAUGUGGUGCGAGCCGUUAAAGUGUUGGUUCUGCGCAUUUCCCCUCCAAGUGUCGAUGAUGCCAUUGACUUUGUGACAUUCUUUCCUUGCUUGGAGAAGUUAUAUGUCUUGUUAUAUCGGACUGGGGCAUCAAAAAGAGCACGACACAGUUUUCCACUUGGCUAUAUUGAAUGUUUGGAGCUCCAUCUCAAAAAAGUAGUGCUGAUAAACUAUCAAGGAACACCUAGAGAUGUUGAUUUUGCAAGGUACUUUCUUUUGAAUGCAAAAGUGUUAGAACAUAUGGAGUUUGCAUCACGCACUGCAAUAAAUCGAAAGAAAUACAUUUCUGAAUGGAGAGCUGGCCAGCACAGAAAACUACAACUGGAUAACAGGGUUUCUCAAGGUGCUCAGUUUAAUUUUAGUUGUGACUCUUACUACGGAGACGAGAUACAUAUUGGGCACAUCCAUGAUCUGACUAUUAGCGAUCCCUUUGAUAGAUCAUCGUGUCGAUGCCAUGACGUUGAUUUCCUUUGAGAUACUCUCAGCUCUUGCGUUCUCAUUUCACAGUUUGGGAAAUCCUUGGAUAAUAUUUGUAAUAUUUGAUGUUUGCUUUUGUUGGAACAUCUGUAUUUCAUUGCCCAUGUAGGUUGCUACAUCACAUCCAUAUUCCGUGUUUUUAUUUUUCUAUAGUUUCCGUGCAGUAUUGCAUCUGUGCUCUCCCAAUUUAGACAAUGGAGUUGUCAGAGUUGUGUGACUGUUUCUCC
Molecule: messenger RNA, 1789 nt
Organism: Triticum aestivum (bread wheat)
Lineage: Eukaryota; Viridiplantae; Streptophyta; Magnoliopsida; Poales; Poaceae
Product: F-box/LRR-repeat protein At5g35995
Exons: 4
Coding region: 60-1559 (499 amino acids)
Molecular function (GO): protein binding
Source: RefSeq, a predicted model, not a curated record